GUGGCGCGUAGCGGCCGCAGCAACGGCGCAUCUUCAGUGUGAGUCCGCUCGCGCCAAGUUCAAGUGCGGAAGAGGCGAUGCGUCCGCAGUGCGCCUUCCAAAUUUAAACUUUAAAAAAGUUUGUUUUGUUACUUCGAAAAAGUUUUUAAUUUGUUGGUAAAAUGUGUAAGUGGCCAGUUCUUUUUGUGAUUUUUGCAGCAGCGCUCUGUGUUUCACAGGGUGGUGAGGUAGAAGAUGAGAGCGUGGAGGGCAGGAAUAUCUUCGGGGGACUGUGGGGGAACCGACCCCCCAUGAUGGAGAAGAACGCCCUCGUCCAUCAGUGCUCCUGCAAAUGUGGCGAGAGGAACGAGGUGUCCCGCAUCGUGGGCGGCGAGGAGGCGGGCACCAACGAGUUCCCGUGGAUGGCGCGGCUCACCUACUUCAAGAAGUUCUAUUGUGGAGGCAUGCUCAUCAAUGACAGAUACGUGCUGACGGCUGCGCAUUGCGUUAAAGGCUUCAUGUGGUUUAUGAUAAAAGUGACGUUCGGCGAGCACGACCGCUGCAACUCGACCAGCCAGCCGGAGACGCGCUUCGUGCUGCGGGCCAUCGCCAACAAGUUCAGCUUCACCAACUUCGACAACGACAUCGCGCUGCUGCGGCUCAAUGACCGCGUGCCCAUGUCUGAAGCCAUCAAGCCUAUUUGUCUGCCGCCUGAUGAUAAGAGUCUCUACGUCGGAGUCAAAGCCGUCGCCUCGGGCUGGGGCACCCUCUCAGAGGAGGGCAAGGUCUCCUGUACCCUACAAGAGGUGGAGGUGCCGGUGCUCAGCAACGACGUCUGUCGGAAGACCAAGUACUCGCCCUCCAUGAUCACUGACAACAUGAUCUGUGCCGGGUACAUCAAGUCUGGGGAGAAGGACUCUUGUCAGGGUGACAGCGGCGGGCCGCUCAUCACGGAGAGAAAGCACGACAAGCGAUACGAACUAAUAGGUGUGGUGUCGUGGGGCAACGGGUGCGCGCGCGCAGGGUACCCGGGCGUGUACACUCGCGUCACCAACUAUCUGGGCUGGAUCCGGGAGAACACGCAAGAUGGCUGCUACUGUACCGAGUAGCCAAUCAGCAACUAGCUCGAUAUUGCUGGGCGAUUCUGUUAGAAAUUUAGCGGAGCGUUGUGUCAAAUU
Plutella xylostella (diamondback moth) is the source of this 1157-nucleotide messenger RNA. The record is from RefSeq and is a predicted model, not a curated record. NCBI's taxonomy places the organism in Eukaryota, Metazoa, Arthropoda, Insecta, Lepidoptera, Plutellidae.